This is a messenger RNA of Ylistrum balloti, 591 nucleotides long. RefSeq lists its product as uncharacterized. The transcript is spliced from 6 exons. Lineage: Eukaryota; Metazoa; Mollusca; Bivalvia; Pectinida; Pectinidae. The coding region runs from base 1 to 591 and encodes 196 amino acids. Gene Ontology annotation, cellular component: myosin II complex. Gene Ontology annotation, molecular function: calcium ion binding. The record is from RefSeq and is a predicted model, not a curated record.
AUGACGAAUGAUAACAAGAUAAAAAUGGCAAUGAGUAUCAUAAAGAAAAGUACAUUUUCUACGACAAAGAAAAUGAGUUUCUUCCGGAAGUCUUCUAGCAAUGGAUCGGAGUAUUCGGACCCUGAAUUCCGUGUUCCAAGCAAGGUCCAUCAGCUGACCAAAGAACAAAUAUCAGACUUUAAGGAGACUUUCCUCCUGUUCGACCAUGAUGGUGACGGAACUAUAACAACUAAGGAACUCGGUCACGUGAUGCGAUCUCUAGGUCAGAACCCUACUGAUGCCGAGAUCAGUGAUAUGAUAUCAUUAGUGGACAAUGACGGAAACGGUUCGAUAGAUUUCGAUGAGUUUCUCCAUCUUGUUGCUAAGAGGUUACAAGAAGCAGACAUAGAGACUGGUCUGGUAGAAGCGUUUCGCCUGUUUGAUAAAGAUGGCAAUGGUUUCCUCACUGCCAAUGAGCUGCAGAGCGUUGUAGCCACAUCUGGAGAAGUUCUUACCGACUCAGAAGUCAAUAUGUUAAUGAGUGAAGCGGACAUUAAUAACGACGGGAAAAUAAACUAUAAAGAGUUUGUCAAGUUGAUGACGGGAAAAUGA